AAUAGAGAUACAGAGAGAUGUCAGAGAGAGAAGAAGAAGAAACUGAACAAAAACAAACCCUAAUAUUCUUGUACGGCACUCUGAAACGAGGCUUCCCUAACCAUCGUCUCAUGCAAGACCUAAUCUCCUCCAACGACGCCUACUUCGUCGGCGACUACCACUCCCUCCAUCCCCUCCCCCUCAUCUGCGGCCCCCACGGUGUCCCCUUCCUCCUCAACCUCCCCUCCUCCACCGCCGCCCGCCACCGCGUCCACGGCGAGCUCUACUCCGUCUCCCCACGCGCCCUCCUCCCCCUCGACCACCUCGAAGGCAUCUCCCUCGGCCACUACGAGCGCCUCCCUAUUCAACUCCUCCCUGCCAACGACGGCGGAGGAGCGGUGGUGGAGGCGGAGGCUUAUUAUGCCCAUCGGAGCUACGCGGAGGAGAUGUGGAGGAGGAAUGGGAUGGUAGGGUUUAGAGUUUAUUCGGAGAAAGAGGCAAAAGAUUACGUGAGAAGAGAUCUGAGGCCCAAGGAUAGGACUUUUCUGGAGGACAUCCAACUGUUUGUGUCAUCUUCUUCGUCGUGAGGCAAUUGCAAUGAAUUUGUUGAUUACGUUUUUAAAUAUUGCCUAUACAUAUCUGUUCAUCUGAAUUGUUUCGAUUUGGUUGCCAAAGUCUUUUAUUUGUGACAUUGUGAAUUAAAAAUAAAAAAAUAAAUUAAAAAAAAGAAAAAAAAAUUGAAUCGAAUUAUGCAUUGAUUUUUCUUUUUAGUUAAUACAAACAAAAGGAUGGUCAAUUUAAUUUCUAAACUUUACAGUUUUGUUGUUUUGAAUCGAUUUUAUGAAUGAUUUUUUUUUUCCCUUUUCCUGUACAACAUUUUCCUUUUAUGUUCAUUGAAUAUUAUUAUGCAUCUUGUUAAUUAAAUUAUGUCCCAAGUAGGAAAUUUGAACAUCAUUGACGUCCUCAAAACUUAUUCUCUGCACUAUGAUGAACUAGAAGGUGUGCACACCCGAUGGGUGUGCUAUGAAAUAAUAGAUUGAUCUUUUACUGAUUGACCCAAAAAAAUGUAGAUGAAGAGAAAAGAAAACUGGAGAAGUUAUAAAAAAAAUUGAAAUUAAAAAAUUAAAAAAUGAGGGAGUUGCAGGUCAAUUUGGGAAUGAA
This is a messenger RNA of Camellia sinensis, 1140 nucleotides long. RefSeq names its product putative gamma-glutamylcyclotransferase At3g02910. Lineage: Eukaryota; Viridiplantae; Streptophyta; Magnoliopsida; Ericales; Theaceae. Gene Ontology annotation, cellular component: cytosol. The record is from RefSeq and is a predicted model, not a curated record. Gene Ontology annotation, molecular function: gamma-glutamylaminecyclotransferase activity.